AUGGCAGACACCCAGCAUCCCAGCACAUCCGAACGCUUCAUCCGCAGCGCCGGCGAUGUACGCGAAGAUCCAAACCAACGCCUCUGGGCUCCCGCGAGAUGGGUGGUGCAGAUGAUCCAGUACCUGAUUGCGAUCAUUAUGGUGACGAUUGGGGAGGGGAUAAAAGCGAUCUUUACCGGCGAGUCGCCGAAGAAGAGGAGGAACAGUGAUGCGAGGACGGAGUGA
Molecule: messenger RNA, 225 nt
Organism: Saxophila tyrrhenica
Lineage: Eukaryota; Fungi; Ascomycota; Dothideomycetes; Mycosphaerellales; Extremaceae
Exons: 1
Coding region: 1-225 (74 amino acids)
Source: RefSeq, a predicted model, not a curated record